AAGUGCUCGGUGAGACCAGAGGCGUCCGGCCAUUCAUAAGCCCCUGCAGGGAGCCGGGAGACAGAAGGACCUUUCGGCCAGCGCAUCUCCAGGACUGGUGAAGGAAAGCAGAACGUGGCCGGUUAUCAAGGAAAAAAACCCAAACCAAAACAAAAGCCAAGGGAGUCCAUCUAGCAUGAACAUCUGAGCAGCCAGGCCAUCGUUCCUAUGACCGCGCGAAGGCACUAUAUUUUCCCACGAACUCUAAUAACACCUCGCUUGUACUCCGAAGGGACGAUGGGUGGCAUUGCCCAAAUCACACCCUUCCUGUACCUCAGUAAAGGAAGCGUUGCCUCCAAUCGCCAACUGCUCUUAGCACGUGGCAUCACCUGCAUCAUCAACGCCACCGUCGAAGUCCCGAACCUCAACUUCCCCAACUUCGAGUAUGUCCGAGUGCCAGUGGCCGACAUGCCCAGUGCCCCCAUCUCCCUUUACUUUGACAGCGUGGCUGACAAAAUCCAAAGCAUUGCCCGGAAGAAUGGUGUCACUCUGGUCCACUGUGCGGCUGGCGUGAGCCGAUCCGCCACCCUGUGCAUUGCAUACCUGAUGAAGUACCAAAACGUCACCUUGUACGAGGCCUACCACUGGGUGAAGGCAAGGCGCCCCAUCAUACGCCCCAACGUGGGCUUCUGGAGGCAGCUGAUGGACUAUGAGUGGGAGCUGUAUGGGAGGAACAGCGUUAAAAUGGUGCAAACUCCUUACGGGAUGAUGCCGGACGUUUACAUGGGGGAGAGGAGGGUCUUUGUGCCUUAUUGGGGGAUCUAAGGAGAGGAAGCCGGAGCAGGAGGUGGGGGCUACCCAAACUGUCCAGAACGGAGGACGUUCCACCUCGAUUCGGAGGGCGCCCCACCUCUUGGGGCCAGCUUCUUCCGUGUCAGCUGAACCUCAGAAGCAUUUUCAAAGCACUAAACCAGCAACCUCUUAAUCAGGGGGGCCUUAAUCCUACAUCCUGCAUAGCAAAGUUGGCUUUAGCAUCUGUAAAGCGCACUUUGCGAGCCCAUUUCAAGGAGAAGAAUUCAUGACACCAAACCACUUAAAUGGGGGAAGAAACAACCCAUGUACUAGCUAUUAUUAUUAUUAUUAUUAUUAUUAUUAUUAUUAUUAUUAUUAUUAUUAUUAUUAUUUCUCACUUGUAAUAGAUGCUUUCUUGGCCAACAGUUGCAUAAGGAGUGACUGUACUCUGUAAAAUUUGGGAUUUUUAAAGAAAGUAAUGGUCCAUCUCCAAAUACAGAGGAAAGAAGGCAUUUAUUUUAAAUACAAGUAUUUAGUCGGAAAGGUAUUCCAUCCCUUUCUGUUAAUGUAUAGCUCAGCUUUUGAAUUUCAGUUUUGGGGACAAAAUCGGGUGGGGGGGAGGGAGAAAUGUCAACUGGACAAUCUACCACAAAUAAAAUAAUUUAGACAAUUUA
Candoia aspera is the source of this 1445-nucleotide messenger RNA. It is a transcript of the gene DUSP14, whose product is annotated as dual specificity phosphatase 14. Gene Ontology annotation, molecular function: MAP kinase tyrosine/serine/threonine phosphatase activity. The transcript is spliced from 2 exons. The record is from RefSeq and is a predicted model, not a curated record. The coding region runs from base 208 to 804 and encodes 198 amino acids. Lineage: Eukaryota; Metazoa; Chordata; Lepidosauria; Squamata; Candoiidae. Gene Ontology annotation, biological process: protein dephosphorylation. Gene Ontology annotation, cellular component: cytoplasm.